CUACCCUUCCCUUCUUUUUGUGUGUUGUUUUCCUCUCCUAGAGAGGAGAUCGAUUUUUCUUUUUUUCUUCUCCCUUUGUUUUUAGGAAAAAUCUUAAUCGACCUAUAGAAAACCCUAAUCUCUCUAUCUUCAAUCUUUUUUUUUCUCUAAUUCAGUUUCAAAUAUGUUUUGAUGCAGUCUCCGAUCCCUUGGUUUGAGUUUCGGUUUUGAUUUUCUUUUGGAAUUUAGAAAGUAGCUUUUUGCUUCUUGUUUGUGUUUGGUGGUUUCAAGACAUGGAUUUGGAAGCUAGCUGUAAGGAGAAACUUUCAUCUUUUAGGAUAAAAGAGCUAAAGGAUGUGCUCACACAGCUGGGACUUUCGAAACAGGGGAAGAAACAGGAUCUUGUCGAGCGGAUAAUGGCACUUCUUUCUGAUGGACAAGCUGUCAGGUUGUUGUCUAAAAAGAAUGCUGUGGCGAGGGAAGAAGUUGCUAAACUUGUGGAUGAUACGUAUAGGAAAAUGCAAGUGUCUGGGGCAAGUGAUUUAGCAUCAAAAGGACAAGUAAGUUCAGAUACCAUUAAUCUGAAAGUCAAGGGGGAGCCUGAAGAUUCUUAUCGCCGAGAAGUUAAAGUUCGAUGUGUUUGUGGAAGUUCACUGGAGACUGACUCAAUGAUACAGUGUGAGGAUCCAAGAUGCCGUGUUUGGGAGCAUGUCGGCUGUGUUAUUAUCCCGGAAAAGUCUAUGGAUGGAAAUCCGCCACUUCCUGAAACAUUCUAUUGUGAAGUUUGUCGACUUACGCGAUCUGACCCGUUUUGGGUUACAGUGGCACAUCCACUUUAUCCAGUGAGGUUGACUCCAGCGACCAUCUCAUCUGAUGGUACAAACACAAUGCAGAGUGUUGAAAGAACAUUUCAAAUCACAAGGGCGGACAAGGACUUGUUGGCCAAACCAGAGUACGAUGUGCAGGCUUGGUGUAUGCUUUUGAAUGACAAAGUUCUCUUUAGGAUACAGUGGCCUCUGUAUGCUGAACUGCAGAUCAAUGGUACACCUGUACGCGCAAUUAACCGACCUGGGGCACAGCAAUUGGGGGUAAACGGCCGCGACGAUGGACCCACUAUCAAACCUUAUAUUAGGGAUGGAAUUAACAGAAUAACCUUGAGUGGAGGUGACACUCGGAGAUUUUGCUUUGGAGUUAGACUUGUGAAGCGCAGGACUCUACAACAGGUUCUAAAUUUGAUUCCAGAAGAGACUAAAGGGGAAACGUUUGAAAAUGCUCUAGCACGUGUACGACAUUUCAUCGGAGGUGGGGGUGGAGAUGAUAAUGCGGACAGUGAUAGUGACAUUGAAGUUGUCGCUGAUUUCUUCGGUUUCAACCUCCGGUGUCCUCUGAGCGGGUCUAGGAUAAAAGUUGCUGGGAGAUUCUCACCCUGUGUGCACAUGCGCGGGUUUGACCUUGAGGUGUUUGUGGAAUUGAAUCAACGUUCCAGAAAGUGGCAGUGCCCUCAUUGUCUGAAGAACUACUCAGUUGAACAUGUAAUCGUGGAUCCGUAUGUUAACCGUAUCACAGCUAAGAUGCUUCAUUGUGAUGAAGAGGUGACUGAUAUUGAAAUAAAACCUGAUGGUUCUUGGCGUGUUAAGUCCAAAAAAGAUAGUGAGCGUAGGGCAUUGGGGCAACUUGCACAGUGGCACUUACCCGAUGGUAGCCUUUGCCCCUCUGCUGAUGAGGUUAAGCGGAAGAUGGAAAUGAUGAUUCCGGUUAAACAAGAAGGCUUCUCUGAUGGUCCAACUCCUCUGAAACUUGGCAUAAGGAAGAAUCGUAAUGGCGUUUGGGAAGUUAGGAAACCUAAUACAAAUGGACUUUCUUCCAGUAAUAGGAUUGAAAAGGUUGGGUAUCAGGACAAGAGUAGUAGUGCUACUGGAAGUGGUCGGAAUGGCGAUGAUGCAAGUGUAAGCCAGGAUGCUAUUGGAUCUUUUGACUUUGGAACCAAUGGCAUCGAGCUUGAUUCCGUCUCUAUGAAUGUGGAUUCAGGUUAUAACAUUCCUGAUAGAAACCAAACUGGAGAGGAUAUAAACAAUGCAGUUAUUGUUCUAAGUGAUUCUGAUGAAGAGAACGAUGUAGUAAUCACUCCCGGACCUGUAUACAGUGGUUCCCGAACCGAUGGUGGUGGGGUAAAUUUUCCAUUGAACCCUUCCGGUAUCAUUAACUCAUAUAAUGAGGACUCGCACACCAUGGCUGAGGGAAGUUCACGGUUGGGUGUUUUCAAUGAUGAUGAUGAUUUUGUUACGCCCCUUUGGUCAUUUCCUUCUGAAACUCCUGAAGCCCCUGGUUUUCCUCUAUUUGCAUCUGAUGCUGACGUUUCAGAAGGUUUACUUGGUUUGCAUCAUCAUGGUCCCGGUCCACUGAACUGUGCUCCUGAAAUAAAUGGAGAUUACACCAUGGCUCCUCCUGAGACAUCUGAAGUAGCUGCGAACGAUGGCCUAGUUGACAAUCCUCUUGCAUUUGGUAGAGACGAUCCUUCUCUUCAAAUAUUUUUGCCAACGAAACCAGAUGCUUCAUCUCAGUCUGGUUUUUUAAACCAAGCUGAUAUGUCAAAUGGUAUCCGCAGUGAUGACUGGAUCUCGCUUAGGCUAGGUGAUAGCGCUGGUGGGAGUCAUGGAGAGGCCAACUCAAGCCAGCAUAUGUCGACAAGAGAAGGUUCUUUGGAUACUACGUCAGAGACUGCUUCGUUGCUUUUGGGUAUGAAUGACAACAAGGCAAAGAGGCAAAGAUCAGAUAAGCCAUUUUCAUUUCCUCGCCAGAAGCGUUCUAACAAUCAACAGACAGCAUACCGGAGUUAGCCAAGAUUUGCCUUGAUUCUCUGUGCAGACAAGAAUCGAACCGGUAGUGACUAUUCAAUUCUUUAUAUUGCUGAUUCUCUUCAGUAUCGGUCCAGAAUCUUGGCUCUUGUCUGGUACACUGCAGGGGAGCAAAGCAAAGCAUUGAGGGUGAUUUAGUUUACUUGCGUAGGUAGAAAAAGUGGGCAUAGAAUUGGUAAUUUGUAUACUCGAAUAGUUUUUUUUUUCUUUUUUUCUGAAAGAUUAUAAAAAUUACUUGGGUGCCAGAAGCUAUAGAAGACAUUAACGUUGUAAAUUAUGGGCUCCCUAUUUUUUAUUUAUUAAAAUUCAAGCAAAAGUACAUCAAUUUUUUUUUUCUUAAAUUCAAAGAAAAGAUCUAAAACAAGUGUCUUUUGCUUGAUUUUUGAGAUAAGAUCUCAACCAA
Molecule: messenger RNA, 3237 nt
Organism: Eruca vesicaria subsp. sativa (arugula)
Lineage: Eukaryota; Viridiplantae; Streptophyta; Magnoliopsida; Brassicales; Brassicaceae
Source: the annotation of a GenBank genome assembly